AUGUCGGGGCAGAUUCACCGCAGCGGCGCCAACGGGCAGCCGGUGGAGGAUACGGCUGGCCUCAUCCCGGUGACGGACCAGCUGCGCACCACCAUGCGCAUGAGGAUACUUGAGUAUGUGCAAAGCACACCUUCGUUGGCUGAGUGGCAGCCGCGGUUGCCGGACCUGGUAAAGUGGCUCGAGGAGACCUUGUAUACAAAAUUUCCAAACAAGAAUGACUACUACACUAUGAUGAAGGGACCAGUUGAGCCACAAUUGCACUUUGCUAUUAUGACACUGAGUGCUCAGAAUCAACAAAAUCCACAGAUGUCUGGGCAGGCAGCGCAGAUAAAUCAGGUCUCUGGCAGCGGUGUCGUUGUUGGUUUUGGUGGCGCUGACGGGAUCCUGCAGCACCAGCUGAUGCAGGAUACGGCAGUCAUGUCAGGAGUGGACCAGCAAUUUAUCAUGCUACGAACCGCUAUGCGCGAAAGGAUAUUCGAGUAUAUAGGAAAGAAACAGACGUCAGCUGAGUGGAGGAAGCGGUUGCCAGAACUGGCAAAUCGGCUUGAGGAGAUCUUGUACAAAACAUUCCCAAACAAGAAUGACUACUACAAUAUGAUGAAGGGACCAAUUGAGCCACAAUUGCAGUUUGCUAUUAGGACACUGAGUGCUCAGAAUCAACAAAACCCACAGAUGUCUGGGCAGACAGCGCAGAUGAAUCAGGUCUCUGGCAGCGGGGUCGUUGUUGGUGAGCUGAUGCAGGAUAUGGCAGCCAUGUCAGGAACGGAUCAGCAAUUUGUCAUGCUACGAACUGCUAUGCGCGAAAAGAUAUUCGAGUAUAUAGGAAAGAAACAGACGUCAGCUGAGUGGAGGAAGCGGUUGCCAGAACUGGCAAAUCGGCUUGAGGAGAUCUUGUACAGAACAUUCCCAAACAAGAAUGACUACUACAGUAUGAUGAAGGGACCAAUUGAGCCACAAUUGCAGUUUGCUAUUAGGACACUGAGCGCUCAGAAUCAACAAAACCCACAGAUGUCUGGGCAGGCAGCGCAGAUGAAUCAGGUCUCUGGCAGCGGGGUCGUUGUUGGUGUUGGCGGCGCUGAUGGGAUCCUGCCGCACCAGCUGAUGCAGGAUAUGGCAGCCAUGUCAGGAACGGAUCAGCAAUUUGUCAUGCUACGAACUGCUAUGCGCGAAAAGAUAUUCGAGUAUAUAGGAAAGAAACAGAUGUCAGCUGAGUGGAGGAAGCGGUUGCCAGAACUGGCAAAUCGGCUUGAGGAGAUCUUGUACAGAACAUUCCCAAACAAGAAUGACUACUACAAUAUGAUGAAGGGACCAAUUGAGCCACAAUUGCAGUUUGCUAUUAAGACCUUGGUUGAUCAGCACCAUCAAUAUCAACAAAACCUACAGCUGCCAACGCAGACACCAUCUUCGUCCAGCUCAAAUCAGGAUGUGAAUCUUGAUGGUCUCUCUGAGCUGUUUGCAUCCCUCCACCUCCAGUUUGCAUCCACACAUGCUGAAGAGCGGGAUUAA
Molecule: messenger RNA, 1506 nt
Organism: Miscanthus lutarioriparius
Lineage: Eukaryota; Viridiplantae; Streptophyta; Magnoliopsida; Poales; Poaceae
Source: the annotation of a GenBank genome assembly